ACCAAACAUACAAAUAAUUGUUUUCAUUGCGAAUCGCCAGCGCUCUGUAAAACUUAUGCAUAAAACUCGCUAUAACGCAAAUAAGGGCAAGUAGAGCUGUUCAAAGAGACAAGGUGGGCCAAUCGGAACAAACAGGGCGUGCAAAUCGAGAUUGAAAGGCGUUGAAUCCCCAGAAAGUGAGGUGUGAGCGUACAAUGCAAUAAUCGCUGCCAUGCCAAAGGCCAAGGGAUCAAGCUCCCUUGGAUCGAAGGGACCAUCCCGGAGAAUAUCUUCGGCAGACGUGGUGCCCCGGGGAUCGUCGGGAUCGGGAGGGACGGCGGGAGUGGCGGGGCCGCUCCAGAACUCCAAGCAGAAGCAGCCGGAGAAGAAGAAGGACUCGCUGGCAGCCAAGGAAUAUGCAGUUAAGAGCAAGGAGCUUUUGAAGAAGGAGCCUGUGAAAGAUGAGCCUGUGAAAGAUGAGCCCGUGCAGGAUCCGUCCACUGCCAUCUCCUCCAUCCCGGCGGUUGACAAGCUGCGUCGCUUCUGUUUUAUUGGCUCCGCGGACGAGCCCGUCUAUGCCACGCCCACGCUGGACCUCGCCGUCGAGACCAGCUUCGCGUCGCUGAAGGACCUCUGCUCUCAAGUGACCGAAGUAGAGCUGGCCGAGUGCCUGACGAGUGUCCUGGGCAGCGGACCGAAUGCGGAGCACCUGCCGCGCCCAGACGAGCCCCUCCUCAUCCUGGCCGUCUAUCUCACCACGCGCGACGACGAAAAGGAGCGCAAGUUGGUGCGAAACAGGUUCGCCGAUCUGAUAACCCGCGAAUCGCACCUGCUACUGUUCGUCCAGCUGGUGAAGCGAAUCCAGAAACUGCUCGAUCGCAAGACGCCCUUCAAUCGCACGGUGCGCAAGGCCAUCCUCGACUGGUAUGGCAAGCAGCCAUUGGACCGCCUCCUCCACCUGUGGUCGGUGGGCGACGGAACUCGUUGGUCGGCGCAUCGCGAUCUGCUGCACCGCUGUCACUUUCGGGAUGGCGAUUUCCGACCGGAAAUCAUGGCUGCCUUGCGGCUGCUCUCAACGUCGCCCAAGGAGCUAUCGAAUUGGCCCGCUUUCCUGGCGCCCCUUAGCAGUAGCCGCGGAAUUAUCGAGGGCGUGGUGAAGCUGCGUCUUCUGCAGGAUUCCGAACAAGCUCUGCCCAUUGUGAAGAAGCUUUCGCUGAGCUGGGAGCAUGUGCCGCUCCAGCUGUUUAACGAUCCCGGUCUGGCCAAGUUUCUUAUACCACGCAUGAGCUACGAGCAGCUCCUCCGCAGCUGGCCACGCCUCUCGCGAAUGCAGCACCAGGUGCGCCACUUUGCCGAGCAGCUGCUGGACGAGAAGAAGCUGAAGGCGGGAAAUGUGCCGCCCGUUCGAUUGCUGCUGGAGGACAUGCGUCUGAGGAAGCCCAGGAAGUUGUACCCAACUUGUUUGCGGAAAGCGAGUUUUCUGCAUAGCGUUUACGAGAUAUCCUUUGGCAAGAACAAGGCUCUCGGCAGGCGACUGCACAUCACCCUUAAUCUGGAGCAGCACUACCUAGGCAAAUACCUCACCGGUCGCUGUCGUAUGCUUAAAUACAUAGAUGGCCUGGUGGCAAUGGCCUUUGGUUACUUCCGUAGCGAUCCCAAGGUGACGGUGCAGUUCUGGCACGAUCGCAGUGGCCAGCUGAAGACGCUGCCCUGGACAAAGGAGAUGACCGUGGCAGAGGCCACGUCCUGCUGCGUAGAUCAGAAGGUGCUUAAGAUCAAGCAGUCGCUGACGGAUAUUUUGGACAGAGCGCUGGAGGAUGAAAAGAACACGUACGAUGUGUUUCUGGUGCUGGUGCCGGGAGCCGGGCGGGGAAAUCCGGCGAAUAGUUCCAAGAGCUUGGCUGCCCUGAUGGAUGAGUACCGCGAGAAGCGCAGCUCCAAUGCCAAAUUCAUAAUAGUGAGCCUGCGGCAGCACCACGGUUCCAUGACCUAUUCCGGCGAACGAAACGAGAACCUGCUGGAGCUGUGCAGCCUGGACGAGCACACGCCGCGGCUGAUUAACGCCUUUGCUCGCAGAAAGUUCUACUAGACGUGGUAGAGGAGCAGCCUUUUGAAUCACCGACGAAUCCCAAUUAAUCGCACAGCUGCCAGCGCAAAGCAGUACCAUUUGUUGAAGGACGGUGGCCAUCGGUUCGUUGCCAUCGGCCAUCUCUCUCGCUUUCAUAGACGCUAGGGCGCUCGGUCCACACACUCCCGUUCAGAAUAGCUUUCAUGUAACAUAAAUAUAGGUCCUUGGUGUGUAAUCAUCGUAGAGCCAGGCCAACUUAAUGCUACAUACUUAUGUACUAAUAAUGGUAGUAGUUACACCCCGGAAUCCAGAAUUGCAAUCGGGUUAGUUAGAUAUUUUUUAACGCUCGUUUUGUGUAAUGACCUUUGUAUUCGUAUUUGUAUUAGUACCAGAUUUGGUGGAUUUAUUUUUUGAAAUCAAACUGAAUCAACUGAACUGAACUCAAUCUAAAUUCAAUUUGGAUUAAAAACAAUCUCAAAGCAAACGCAAGCGCAACCAACAAACAAAACAAAAAAGAAAAAAAAAAACAAAAAAACCGAAGAACAACAAAUUGCCUUACAAACAAAAAUGUUAGUAAAACUUUCAUUUUAGUUUAGACUUUUUCAAAAAUCGAAUACUGGAACUGAAACUGAAACACAAAUUAUGGCAUUUAGAUAAAGUUAAAGUUAAAUGUAAACUAAUCAUAUGGCCUAUGUAUUGAAUAUUGAAUAAUAAUCUAACGUAACAUUAAAAUAGUCCAAGUCAAAGCAAUAAUCCCCAACAACUAAGCAAAUCCAGUUAAUGCCUCAGAUCGAUCAUAGAUUUAUGUUGUGCUCGAAUAGAAUCGAAUUAAAUUAGCUAAAUAGUCGAAACGCGUACAAGGCAAAAAAUAUAAAAA
Molecule: messenger RNA, 2924 nt
Organism: Drosophila subpulchrella
Lineage: Eukaryota; Metazoa; Arthropoda; Insecta; Diptera; Drosophilidae
Exons: 6
Coding region: 212-2068 (618 amino acids)
Cellular component (GO): ribonucleoprotein complex
Molecular function (GO): RNA binding
Source: RefSeq, a predicted model, not a curated record